AUGGAAUUCGACAAAUGCGUAGUACGUCUCAUCUAUAUUUCUCUCAUCGCUCUUCGUGUACCGCUAACAAUAAGCACCAGCACGUUAUCGCCACCAACAAUCGAAUCUACCGUCGUGUCUACCAUCGUCCCCGACACGACAGAGGAGGAAGAGGACAGGAUAGAAAUGCCAAGUGUACCUCUGACAGAGCAGGUUAUGGAUCACAACAUACGGGUGAGCGAUGUACCCGACGUGGAUCCGGAGUCGACGAACGUGCCGGAUUCCAUCUUAGACAAGAACCGGAUAAUUCGCGACGCGGCUUAUCUUAUUCGCGCCCACAAGUUCCACGACUACGAUCGCCGGUAUUGCAAAAGCGUGGAAGAGGCCACGAGCAGGCCAUACGAGGAGUUCCCGAGGCCAGGCCUGAGAUCCCUGCACUGGGAGGUGCGCAAGCACUGCGACGCGAGCUUUGUCGAGUGUCUCAAGUAUCUCGAAAGGAUCAUUAAGCUCAUGGCCCUCAGGCGCGAGGACGACACCGUCACGAUCAUGAGGGAGCAGAAAUGGAACUUGGUGAACAAUACCGAGCAGAUCCUGACCGCUCAAAGGGACUGUCAGACAGCCCAAAGACGAGACAAUCUCACCAUGGUUCCAUUUCAGGGUCCAAUUGAACGCUUUCAAUGGCGUACCACUGUCAGCUAUUAUAUGUGCUGGUAUACGAUGUUGGGUAUUCCGGAUUUAGCCACCUUUGGCGAGCCUUGCGACAAUCACGCCAACUGCCUGGAUGAAUACGGCAUUCACAACAAGGAUCCACGAGCGGACGAUACGAAACCGUACGCUUGCGCUCUGUACAGUUUCUGCCCGGACCAUUGUUGCCCUAUGAAGCACAUCCGGUACAUGAAAGAUUGUUUUCAGUCGCAACGCAAUCCUUGCUUUGCUGAGAACCAACCAGCACAUCGAAAGUGCACCCUGAAUCGGGACGAGAAUCGCGACUUCCACGCGCUCGGAGCGAAUCAGAUAAAUGUGAGCUGCGAAUGUCACCAGCCCGGUCACGAGUGGUCCUCCAGAUUCGGGCUGUGCGUUGAUGUGAAUGAAUGCAUUCGCGGCACGCACAAUUGUACAUUGAACGAGGAGAGUUGCCUGAACCUGCCCGGUCAUUACGCUUGCGUCUGUCGACUCGGCUACGUUUAUAAUCAGGAGAUGAAACGGUGCGUUCACAGCCCGGACAUUGACAGAGUGCUGAAGAGUGUUCAAAGUGUGCGCGAACCAAAGGUAACGAAAACGAGAAGUCUCUUCGACAAGAUUGUUCGAGUUAUUACCCGAUCCGCCGGAAGUAGCUUCCUGUAUGGCUACAGACUUAAUUUUUUAUUCAUUUUUACCGUGUUGAUGUAUAGUAUCAUGUAAACGAAAUCUAUUCUAUU
Nylanderia fulva is the source of this 1397-nucleotide messenger RNA. RefSeq lists its product as uncharacterized. NCBI's taxonomy places the organism in Eukaryota, Metazoa, Arthropoda, Insecta, Hymenoptera, Formicidae. The record is from RefSeq and is a predicted model, not a curated record.